This is a messenger RNA of Ceratosolen solmsi marchali, 1913 nucleotides long. RefSeq names its product CDP-diacylglycerol synthase (gene Cds). NCBI's taxonomy places the organism in Eukaryota, Metazoa, Arthropoda, Insecta, Hymenoptera, Agaonidae. Gene Ontology annotation, cellular component: endoplasmic reticulum membrane. The transcript is spliced from 11 exons. The record is from RefSeq and is a predicted model, not a curated record. Gene Ontology annotation, molecular function: phosphatidate cytidylyltransferase activity. The coding region runs from base 94 to 1542 and encodes 482 amino acids.
UUUCUAUUAUUUUCUACCAUUGUCCCUUCCUACCUCUUCCACUCUGUCCUCUCUUUCUCUUAAGUCUCUUACGGGUGAAACAAGUGCAACAUCAUGUCCGAGGUGCGGAAGAGGACAGUAGCUGAGGCGGUUGCAAAGGACGUCGUCGACGAUCAACUUUUUGUUAAACCCCGUUCCCACGCGCGAUGUUUUUCCCUUUCAUCUACUGGGGCAAACUCGUUGUGCCUCUCGAUAAGUCUAUGCGGCAAAAGAAAAGCACCGAGUCACCUGUUGAAAGAAGAUAUUGAAUCAGAAGAUGAUGCCAAACUUGAUGUUGAUGAGCUUUCAAAAACUCUUCCACAAGGAACAGAUCAUACCCCAGAAAUACUUGGAUCUGCCCUCUCUGGCUUAUCAGAUCGCUGGAAAAAUUGGGUUAUCCGGGGUAUUUUUACUUUCUUGAUGAUCGGAGGGUUUUGUUUUAUCAUUUAUGGAGGUCCUUUGGCAUUGAUGGUCACGGUUUUAGUUGUACAAGUAAAAUGUUUUGAGGAGAUAAUUAAUAUUGGAUAUGCAGUAUAUAGAAUUCAUGGCUUACCUUGGUUUCGUUCAUUAUCUUGGUAUUUCUUAAUUACUUCUAAUUACUUUUUUUAUGGAGAAAAUUUAAUGGACUACUUUGCAGUUGUCAUUAAUAGAACGGACUACUUACGUUUUCUUGUAACGUAUCAUAGAUUUGUAUCAUUUUGUUUAUAUAUAAUUGGUUUUGUUUGGUUUGUACUGUCAUUGGUGAAAAAAUAUUAUAUGAAACAAUUUUCAUUAUUUGCAUGGACUCACGUUGCUUUACUAAUCGUUGUAACACAAAGUUAUUUAAUUAUUCAAAAUAUCUUUGAAGGUUUGAUAUGGUUCAUUGUACCUGUAAGCAUGAUUGUAAUUAAUGAUGUAAUGGCAUAUGUAUUUGGAUUCUUUUUUGGCAAAACACCUUUAAUCAAGUUAUCGCCAAAAAAAACAUGGGAAGGUUUUGUUGGCGGUGGUAUUUCAACUGUCGUACUUGGCUUAUUGAUAUCGUACGCAAUGAGCCAAUACCGCUAUUUUGUCUGUCCUAUUGAAUAUAGCGAAACUCUGGGUAGAAUGACAAUGGAAUGUGAACUUUCUUAUUUGUUUAAACCACAAGAAUAUACUUUACCAAGUUAUCUUAAAAUAGUACCCAAUAUGUUUAAAUGGAAGUCAACUAUUACAAUGUAUCCAUUUAUGUUACAUUCCUUAUCACUUUCUGUAUUUAGUUCAGUGAUAGGACCAUUUGGUGGCUUUUUUGCAAGUGGUUUCAAACGAGCAUUUAAAAUUAAAGAUUUUGGUGAUGUUAUUCCUGGUCAUGGUGGAAUAAUGGAUAGAUUUGAUUGUCAAUAUUUGAUGGCUACAUUUGUCAAUGUAUAUAUUUCAAGUUUUAUUCAUACAGUUUCUCCACAGAAACUUUUACAGCAAGUAUUUACAUUGAAACCUGAACAACAAUUGCAAUUAUUCCAGACAUUACAAGAUUCAUUACAACACAGAGGACUUUUAAAUGCUUCUUAAACUAUUUGAGUUAAUUCUGUAAUGAUGAACUUUUGUAUUGGUUACAAUAGCUACCUGAUUAGCCUUAAUGGAUAAGUCUAUCCUCUGUUAGACAACCAUUUGAUUGGUCUAUGAAAAUCUUUAAUCAGUCUUUAACUUCUAUGGGUACAUCAUAAUCUUUUACAGAAGAGCAAUUCAAUGUAUAUUAGCUGAUAUUUUCUGCUCUAUUAAUUUAACAAACUUCAAACCACAAUCAUGCAAUAUUGUGCAUAGAAGGUUUUGAUGGUUUGGUAUUUAUAAAAAAUGAUCAUUUCCACAUCAUCAUAAACAUCAUUAAUCGUUUUAAGUUUUUUAAUCCAAUGUAUAUGUAUAAACAAACAAUAGAUCUCUGA